Messenger RNA from Pipistrellus kuhlii (Kuhl's pipistrelle), 3632 nucleotides. RefSeq names its product transcription factor AP-2 beta (gene TFAP2B). Lineage: Eukaryota; Metazoa; Chordata; Mammalia; Chiroptera; Vespertilionidae. Gene Ontology annotation, cellular component: nucleus. The transcript is spliced from 8 exons. The coding region runs from base 189 to 1775 and encodes 528 amino acids. The record is from RefSeq and is a predicted model, not a curated record. Gene Ontology annotation, biological process: regulation of cell population proliferation; anatomical structure development; regulation of transcription by RNA polymerase II. Gene Ontology annotation, molecular function: RNA polymerase II transcription regulatory region sequence-specific DNA binding; DNA-binding transcription factor activity, RNA polymerase II-specific.
AGCCCCCUGGGUUGGCGGGGAAGGCAGAAGUUGGUUUUGAACUGGAGGGGCAGCGCAGCUGACAGUCUCAUCUGCUAUGCUCUGGAGCCCUGGCAGAGUUAGAAACCACUGCCCCCAACACCCAGCAGAGCACAGGCCGUGUGUAAGCAGGGUGUUUUUAAGGAAGGCAUGUAGAAACUCCCUCCUCCAUGCACAGCGAUUUCCCCCUCGCCCUUUUUUGCUGGCUUUGCACUCCCCACCGAGGGCUCCGAUGUCGGGUCGGUUGUGUGGGUGAUUCUUCCCAUUUCUUCCCCCCCCCCAAAAAAAAUAAAGCCUUGCAUUUGGGAUUGCUGAAAAAUCACUUGCCCUCUGAGCCCACUUGGCAGUGUCAGUUUCAGACUCCUGCUUCCCCUGGUCCCGGGGAGAACGCACCGAAGCCGGUUCUCCAUGUGUCGCUUGUAUUUUUUUUCUUCUUCUUCUCCUUCUUCCCCUUGUCUUUCCUCUCUCUCUCUCUCUCUCUCUCUCGGCUCCCAGGACCGGCACGAUGGCGUCCCGAGCCACAGCUCCCGGCUCUCCCAGCUGGGCUCGGUGUCCCAAGGACCGUACUCGAGCGCCCCGCCGCUGUCCCACACUCCGUCGUCCGACUUCCAGCCGCCCUACUUCCCGCCCCCCUACCAGCCGCUCCCCUACCACCAGAGCCAGGACCCCUACUCCCACGUCAACGACCCCUACUCCCUGAACCCCCUGCACCAGCCCCAGCAGCACCCCUGGGGCCAGCGGCAGCGCCAGGACGUGGGCUCGGAAGCCGGCUCCCUCCUGCCCCAGCCCCGGGCCGCCCUGCCCCAGCUCUCGGGCCUCGACCCCCGGAGGGACUACCACUCGGUCCGCCGGCCCGACGUGCUGCUGCACUCGGCGCACCACGGCCUGGACGCGGGCAUGGGCGACAGCCUCUCGCUGCAUGGCCUCGGCCACCCUGGGAUGGAAGACGUCCAGUUCCGGUUCCUCCCAAAUCUGUGACUUCUCUGAUGAUGAAUAAAGAUGGCUUCCUGGGAGGCAUGUCCGUCAACACGGGCGAGGUGUUUUGCUCGGUCCCCGGCCGCUUGUCUCUGCUCAGUUCCACUUCCAAGUACAAAGUCACCGUGGGGGAGGUCCAGAGACGGCUCUCGCCCCCGGAAUGCCUCAACGCGUCUCUCCUCGGCGGCGUCCUCAGAAGAGCCAAAUCGAAAAAUGGGGGGAGAUCUUUGCGGGAAAGGCUAGAAAAAAUCGGUUUGAAUUUACCCGCGGGCAGGCGCAAAGCAGCAAAUGUCACGUUACUCACCUCCCUGGUGGAAGGGGAAGCUGUCCAUUUAGCUCGGGACUUUGGCUACAUCUGCGAAACAGAGUUUCCCGCCAAAGCUGUUUCUGAGUAUUUGAACCGGCAGCACACGGACCCCAGCGACCUGCACUCUCGAAAGAAUAUGCUGCUGGCCACCAAGCAACUUUGUAAAGAAUUUACAGAUCUGCUGGCGCAGGACCGGACGCCGAUUGGGAACAGCCGGCCCAGCCCCAUCCUGGAGCCGGGCAUCCAGAGCUGCCUCACGCACUUCAGCCUCAUCACGCACGGCUUCGGCGCCCCGGCCAUUUGCGCGGCGCUCACGGCCCUGCAGAACUAUCUCACCGAGGCGCUCAAAGGCAUGGACAAGAUGUUCUUGAACAACACCGCCACUAACAGGCACACGUCUGGGGAAGGCCCAGCUUUGCCCGCAUGGUUUAUGAGCUUCUUCAAAGAGGACUGGGGCUUCCUACACAACCUAUAAGGGCAACGCGCCCCACGCGUGUGACGUGCGAGAGACGCGAUGGACGCGCCUUGCUCUUACUGUGCAGGUCCCAGUCGUGUUGAGGACAUAGAAUCAGCCGUUGGAGGGGCCGCGGGUCGCCUGGGCCCUUCCCGCUCUCGGUCCCAUCUUAAGGGCUAAGGCGACCGAGAUAGCCCCCUGCUCCAGUAGGUAACGGGGAGGCGCCCCUGGGGGCUGCAGGCGGGGAGGGGGUCUCAGCACCACCUAAGCGCUUUGCUCCCAGCAGCCACCCUGGGCGCCUGCUCCUGGAGGGCAAAGGGCCUAGACUUGUCCAAGGAACCGGAAAUCCUCCCCCCACCUUUGCUAGGAUGAAAACUCUCUCCAUCCUCAGGCUCCAGAAGCCGGUGAUGGGAUAGGAAUGGUCUUACUUGGCUCUCAUUCCCAAGUCCCUCCCACGCCCCAUCAAGUAGGGUUUCCUACAGCCCUGGUCCCCUCACCCUUUUUCACUUCUUUCCUGUAGGACCCCGCCCCCUUGCUGCCCUUAGCCAGGCCCACUAUGUUUAUCUGAUAAUUGAGUUAUUAAAAGAUUGGGUUUCCUUGGGCCCAUCAAUCAAUAAACAGGAUUAACGCAAGAGUUUGCCUUUUUUAAAGCGAGCUUUUUUUUUUUUUUUUUUUUGAGUUUUGUUUUCAAACCAAACAGGUGAGUUGCAGCUCUCUCCCCCCACCCUCCUCUCUCUGGACAAUUUUAUCAGGCCCCGGGCCCCCUCCCUAAGGUUCAGUCCCAAACCAAAAGCAUUGAAGACGGAAAGGAAAGAACCAGUCAGGAUGCAGGCGCGCUCAGUCCCUCACACCUUCCACUUUGCAAGUUCCUUUGGAAGUUCUAAAGAGGUCCCGACCCUUUUCUGUCCACCUGCCUCUUCCUAUAGGAAUUGUGAGUCUCAGGGGAGCUUCCCAAAUAUUGGUUCUGGUUCUGGGUGAGCAUCCAAUUUCAAAGUGAUCUUGAACUUCUCCCCCAAAUUCGGAAGGUGCCCCACCCCUGCCCUGCCCCAAGUAUCUUGAACCUUCCCCCUCUCUGGCUCCACACCCAGAAGGCUUUUCAAAGACUGGGGGGCUGUUUUAUUUUCUUUGGCCACGGAAACUACUUUCUCUGAAGCAAUUAUUUCAUAUCCUAAGAAAACGGUCGAAUGGAAAACCUGAAACCCCAAACUUAUCCACACACUGUCUCUCCGGUACAAAGCCUUACUUAAUAUGGCAACGUGUUCCUAUUUGGAGUGUUUUUAGAGAAUUUGUCAUCACGUCUGAUAUCCUGGAAGGGUAAUACAUUACAUGGAAAGGAAAUAACCUUAUACCAUCUGAAGUUGCCUCAAGAGCCCACACAGUGUUUUCCCUCCUGUGCUGAAGUAUGUUAAAUUAUCGAGGGGGAGAGAAGGGGAGAAGGAAGAAAAAAAAAAUACCAAAAUUAGUUUUGUUUUCUUUCUAAAAGCGGAACAAGAACUAUUCUUUAAAGGCCAAAAUUGACUCCUCUGCUGAGUUGGUCUCUAAUUCACUAACAUAGUUUUUGCCACAUAACUUCCAUCUGUUGACUCUUCAGGAGAAGUGCGCUGGAGGGUAUCCAUGUUAAGUUUGUAUAUAUUUAUUUAUGCUUAAUUUAAUGGGAAUGUGUAAAUAUGGCGAGCAAGUAGUUUGGGAUUAUUUAUCUGUGAAUCUAUACCUCUGUGAAUGGGUGGUUAAAAAAAAACAAAAACCGCUUGACCCUAGAUAGAAUCCUAUCUGAAUUUUUCUGUUCUUUAUAGACAAGCUGUUAUGGUAAUGGGUAGAAAUUGGUUUAUUGUCCAGUGUUGAUCUGAUUUACAUAAAUAAAAAGAUCGUUGUGUUUUU